This is a messenger RNA of Dimorphilus gyrociliatus, 3450 nucleotides long. NCBI's taxonomy places the organism in Eukaryota, Metazoa, Annelida, Polychaeta, Dinophilidae. The record is from the annotation of a GenBank genome assembly.
GAAUUUGGAUCAGGCUUCGUGAUUGGUCACACUUAUUUUUGAAGUUUUCACGAGCGUUUUUAGUAGUUGUUUUAAUAUUUCUUCUAGAAACAGUCUUUAAAACUUAUUAAGACCAUGAGUAAAUUCAAGGAUGACAGUAAUCAGAAUAUUAACGUCUUCGUCAGAUGCAGACCACUCAGUGAGUCUGAGAAGAAAAAUGGCCAAUAUAGUAUCGUUCAAAGUAAUCCAGAGAAACGUGAGAUUGUUGUCAAAGAGAAAUCUGGCUAUAUGUCCACUACAAAAACCUUUAGCUUUGACCGCGUUUUCUCGCCAAAGGCUAAGCAGAUUGAAGUGUAUAAAGCGGUUGUUCAACCACUUUUGGACGAAAUUCUUUUAGGUUACAAUUGCACUGUUUUUGCUUAUGGACAAACUGGAACAGGAAAGACAUUUACAAUGGAAGGUGACCGAUCGAACGACCCAUCUCUGAGCUGGGAAAAUGACCCUUUGGCUGGUAUUAUUCCAAGAUCAAUGUCUCAACUGUUCUCAAGAUUACACAGUCAAAGCUUUGAAUUUACCGUUAGAGUAUCGUAUUUAGAAAUUUAUAACGAAGAGUUAAUAGAUCUCUUAGGUGGUCAAACAGCUGUUCCACCACGUCUUAAAAUAUAUGAAAGUUCUGAUAAAAAGGGAUCGUGUAAAAUUCAAGGAUUGGAGGAAGCUCAUGUGAGAGAUAAGCAUGACGUUUAUCGAAUUCUUGAACUCGGUUCAGCUAAACGGCAAACAGCAGCUACUAAUUUAAAUGCCCACUCAAGUCGUUCACAUACACUUUUCAUGGUAACUGUUCAUAUGAAGGAGUCAACUAUAGAAGGUCAAGAACUUGUUAAAGUGGGAAAGUUGAAUUUGGUUGAUUUAGCUGGAUCUGAAUGUGUCGGUAGAUCUGGUGCUGUUGCGAAUAGAGCUAGAGAAGCGGGAAAUAUCAAUCAAUCUCUACUAACUCUUGGUCGCGUAAUAACGUCAUUGGUAGAACAUGCUCCUCAUGUUCCUUAUAGAGAAAGUAAACUUACAAGACUUCUCAGAGAUUCAUUGGGAGGUAGGACAAAAACUUCUAUUAUAGCAACACUUACCCCAGCUUCCGGAAAUCUAGAGGAAACAUUAAAUACGUUAGACUAUGCUCAUCGUGCUAAAAAUGUUAUGAAUAAACCUGAAAUAAACCAAAAAGUUCAACAAAAAGUGUGCCUUCGAGCAUACGGAGAUGAGAUUGAGCGUCUUCGGAAAGAUUUGCAAGCAGCUAGAGACAAAAAUGGUGUAUUUAUUGAAGAAGAAAAUUAUCAGGCUAUGAUUGCUGACGGGCAUCAUAAAAGUGAGCAUAUAAGAGAAUUAGAAGAAAAGCUACAAUUUAUAAUUGAUGAGAAAAUUAAGUUUGAGGAACUAUUUUUGGAAAAAGAAGAACGUUUAGAGGAAGAGAAAGAACAUCACGCCGAAACGAAAGAUCGUCUAGAUAAGAUGGAAGAUGUAGCGUUUCAGGCUAAAGUCUCUAUCGCUAGAACUAGAGCUGAUAGAUGUGCAAAGAAUCAUUUAGUGGAAAAGCAAGUCGAUACGGAAACAAAAUUAACCGAAGAGGCCAAAAAAGUUAUGAAUACUGCUGAUGAAUCCGUAUCAGAUGUACAAAAGCUUCAAGAUAAGGUUGAUAGAACAAAGAAAACGGAAUCUACGAAUGCUGAUAAUGCAGAUAUGUUUAUGCAAAAAAUAUCUACAACUUGUACAGAGAUGCAAGAACGCUUCAACGGUCUCUAUAAUAAUCACGAUUCGGAGAUUAAACAGUGUUUUGAACUUACUGCUUCUCUUAGCGAAUCCAAUAAAAGAAAUUUUGAAGAUUUGAGUGCAAAUCUUAAAGAUUUUAUAAGUCGAUCAGCCGAAAAUCAUUCUUCUCACAUGGGUAAACUAGAGGAAAUAAAGAAAACUUGCACGGAUUCUUCUAACAAGCAAAUGAUAGAAAUAGAAACCGCUUUAAAAGAGGAAAUGGAAAAAGCAACCACUCAAUGGAAUCAAGUUAUGGAAAAUUUUGAAGAUUUAUCAGAAAGAUUAGAUGUACAAAUAAACAAGUUUAGCAAAUUAUCUGAAAAACUAUUAAAACAGAACGAUGAGAUAAAGACUACUCAAAAAGACCAAAAAUGGCAAUUUGAUGACCUUUUAAUGGAUACAAAAUUUAAAUUGGAAGAGACUGUAAAGAAUUUUGUAUCGACUGUCGAUAAACACGGAAAAACAGCUAAGGAUAUUCAUGAGCAACGAAAGCAAGUUGAUGAGGAAGUUUCUCAGUUGAAUAAUCAAGUAGAAGAAGAUUACAAUAAUAUUAAGAAGAUGUUGAAUGAUUUACAAGCUAAAGUGGAUGCGAAACAUAAUCAAUUUAAGAAAGCUUCAGAUAAUAUCGAUAGUAAGACUAAGAUUUUGAACGAUUACACCGCUGAGGCAUGUGAGCGCUUUGAAGAAACGAAAAAUAGUUUUACAACAAUGGGAGAAGAAAAUGUUGAGAACGUUGUUGAUCUAAAAUCUCUUCGAGGAGAGCACAGCGAAAAGAUCGAUAGAAUACGCAAUAAUCACUUUGAAGAGAAUGCGGAAUAUCUUGAAAGAAUUACAGCAGGAAUAAGUAAUAUUGGAAUUAACAUUACGAAAGAAAGAAAGAACUUACGAAGAAUUACCGAUAAUCGAAAUAAGUUCCAAGAGGAACAGUUGGAAAAGGAAAAAUCACUACAAGCUAUGUUUUUGGAUAAUAUUGAUAAAACAAUUACAAACGGAUUGGAAGAUGAGACGACACGCAAUGAUGAGGCUAAUAAGCAUAUAGACGAUAUUAAACUAAAUGUUUCUAAACAUUAUACGACAACGAAAGAUAAAUUAAAGAAUUUUGAUGAAUCACUUCAAGAUUGUAAAAAACAUUGCGAUGGUAUGUCAAAAGAAACAAACGACUUUUGCAAUGACCAAUCAAAUAUUGCCGAUAGAUUUGUUUCUGAACUACAGAGGACAGUACCUACUGGGGAAACGCCAGUUCGUAAACAAUAUACAUAUCCAAGAGUUUUCUCACAAACAGACAGUCAUGGAACUAUUAUUGAAGAAUUUAGAAGUGUUUAUGAUAAAAUGACACUUCCUAAAGAAUUACCAAAAGCCGAUAAAUCAGAUAUUUUAGAGCCUGUUUUAAAGGAUGACAUUGAAGAGCCAGAGAUUAUAUCAAAAUUUGAAUUGGAAGAUCCUGAAGAAACUGAAGUCAGCUCAACUAAAUCUGAAGAAAGUGAAGCGAGUAGAACAUCCAGUCUUGCGAGUAUGGAAAGCACUAAGGAAAACUUGGCUCCGGAUGAUAAUGAAGUUUUCGUUAAGCCAACGAGCAUUAAGCGAACAGCAUCUAUCAAAUCAAAAUCUAGAGUAAAAACACCCAGUCUGGAGCGAAAGAAGGCACCCCUAAGAUCGAACUCAAAGAAAACCUAA